GUCAGCGGCGGGACUCUUCGGGGGCGCCGGUUUUACCGUCCGUCCGGCCCCGGCCGCCGGCGGCGUAUCGAGCCGGUCUGCAGAGGUGGGCAGCACCAGGCAGCGCGGCCCAUCCGGGCGGAUUACGGCUGCUGGGUGCCGCGCGGCGCUGGCGUCGCAUCCUCGGCCUCGCCGGCUGGCCACUCGCUCAGUGACACCAUGCAGGUACAGGGACUGCUGCUGCUGCUGUUGGGCUGUCUGGCGCUGUCUGGCGGCCAGCAGCCGCCGGCGCCCAGGCGGCUCGUGUGCUACUACACUAACUGGGCGCGCUACCGGAAACCGCUGGCCGCCUUCACCCCGGAGAACAUCAGCCCGCACCUGUGCACCCACCUGCACUACGCCUUCGCCAACACCAACAGCCAGCUGCGCGUCGGGCCCAGCGACCCCUUCUCCGACUUCACCAAGGGCGGCUACAAGCAGAUGGUGGCGCUGAAAAAGGUGAACCCGGCGCUCAGGGUGCUCAUUAUGCUCGGCGGCAGCAACUCGCCGCAGCAGAUGGCCUUCGAGGAGAUCGCCGCUGACGACUCGAAAAUGAAGCGCUUCGUGUCCGAGGCGAUCAAAUACGUCAGAAUGCACAACUUCGAUGGCAUUGACCUAGAUUGGAAAGUUCCACGCCAAAAGGAAGGACACGCGCGGCUUUUGGAGCUGUUCGCUAGCGAGGUUAAAAAGGAAUCGGAGACGUCGGGGAAAGAGAGACUCAUCAUAAGUACCACCAUUCCCGGCAAUGUCACAAUGCUGAUGGAAGACUUCGACGUCCCAAGGAUCGCCAAGGCAGUUGAUUACGUGAACGCUCUAGUGUACCAGUUCCGCUCGUGCGACGGAAACCGGACCAGCCACCACUCGCCACUGUUCACCACGGACCCCGAGAGCACAGACUUUGUCGACUUUAUCGUGCAGAUGUACCUCAGCUCGGGCGCCGACCCAGCCAAGUUCAACCUGGCGGUGCCGGCGUUCGGCAAGACGUACACGCUGAGCGACCCGGCGGUGAGCGGGUUCGGGGCGCCGACCGCCGACCUAGGCUUCCCCGGGAAGCUGACCGGCGGCGCCGGCGCUCUGUCCUUCACCGAGAUCUGCGAGCACGUCAGCAUGGACGGGUGGACGGCGCACCGACCGCUGCCCGACGCCGCCGGCCCUUACGCCGUCGGCGGCGACCAGUGGGUCGCCUACGACGACCAGUUCAUGAUGCGCAGAAAGGGAGCCUACAUCCGAGAGAAGGGUCUGGGCGGCGCCGCCGUCUGGAGCCUCAGCCAGGACGACUUCCGCGGCUUCUGCACGGGCCGCCAGUUCCCGCUCAUUGAGGCGCUCAAGCUGGGCAUGUACGAGGACACUCCGGUCACGACUACAACGCCCAGCCCGCCGACCACGCCCGAGUACGACAACAGCGCCGUCUUCACCUGUCCAUCCGACGGCCGCUUCCCCAAGCCGGACAACUGCCGCGAGUUCUACAUCUGCUCCGACCGCGUGGCCGACGUCAAGAGCUGCGAGGACGGCACCGUCUUCGACGCCGAGCGGAGCUUCUGCAGGGAGGACGCGCCGUGCAUGGACACCGAGCCGCCGCGAGUGACCCAGUUCAGGUCGACGCCGCCGCCCGUCACCGAAGCGCGUCUCACCGUCCCGCCCCCGCUGCUCAGGGCCGGCGGAGACACAGACACCGUCGUGAUUCCCGCCGCGGAGCCGACGACAACACGCCCGAUCGACAUGAAAGUCGACAUGGACAUGGACGUGAAGACGGACGGGGAGCUGCAGCAGGUGCUGCAGCUUGUUCAGGAGCUGGGCGGCAUCGACAGCUUGCGCACGCUGCUGAGCGCGCUGCGGCAGCCCUCGGUACAGGUGGAGGCCGGAGCACCCUCCGCGCAGGUGGAGGCCGUGGCACCCUCCACCCCGGUGGACACCGGCGCGCCCUCCCGACUGACGGAGUUCCCCGCGCCGCAGCCCGCCGUCGCCCAGGUGGUCACCACGGACGGCGGCAGGACCAGGAUCAGGGUACACGUCACCGUGGAGCUGGAGCCGUUCUGAGAGCCUGGGGCCUGCGACACCGCGACCCGGAGGUCAGAGGUCAGAGGUCAGAGGCCGUCGCGAACAGUGAGGUGAGGCGUGGGACGAAACAUGUGCCGUCCGAGCGAGAUAAAUGUGCCCAUUUCUAUCAAAUCUAAACCAUGUGCAAGAAGUGAGAUGUGUUGUUAUGAUCGCUCAACUGUUGUGAGAAUGAAGGCCGGUCCUAAUACAUGCGUGAAAUGUA
Messenger RNA from Amphibalanus amphitrite, 2278 nucleotides. RefSeq names its product chitinase-3-like protein 1. Gene Ontology annotation, molecular function: chitin binding; chitinase activity. The coding region runs from base 199 to 2055 and encodes 618 amino acids. The transcript has 2 exons. Gene Ontology annotation, biological process: chitin catabolic process; carbohydrate metabolic process. Gene Ontology annotation, cellular component: extracellular region. Lineage: Eukaryota; Metazoa; Arthropoda; Thecostraca; Balanomorpha; Balanidae. The record is from RefSeq and is a predicted model, not a curated record.